Chironomus riparius is the source of this 278-nucleotide messenger RNA. The record is from the annotation of a GenBank genome assembly. NCBI's taxonomy places the organism in Eukaryota, Metazoa, Arthropoda, Insecta, Diptera, Chironomidae.
UAGACAUCGAAAAAGAAAACGAGUUCAGUAUUGAUUGAUGAAACAUGGAAAAGGAAAUGAAUCAGAUUAGACGAUAUCGAUUGAAAAGAGAUUAUGCGGAUUUAAUGUGGCCUGUAUGUGCCAUUGAAGAGAUCAAGACAAAUGAUGAUGGCAUAAUGAAAUCGUUGAGUAUCGAGAUUAAUGUCAUGUGAUCCGUUAGGACUUUCAAAUCAUCAUUUGAUUGACUUGAACAUCAAUUCAUGUAGAGGCGUGGGAUUAUGAACUUUUUUUUUGAUGGA